Molecule: messenger RNA, 1153 nt
Organism: Ochotona curzoniae (black-lipped pika)
Lineage: Eukaryota; Metazoa; Chordata; Mammalia; Lagomorpha; Ochotonidae
Gene: XTBD1
Product: CDKN2A interacting protein N-terminal like
Exons: 3
Coding region: 31-393 (120 amino acids)
Source: RefSeq, a predicted model, not a curated record
GGCGGAGGCCUCCUCGGCGUCCUGGGUGCCAUGGUCGGGGGCGAGGCGGCCGCCGCUGCCGCCGCCGCGGUGGAAGAGCUGGUAUCGGGUGUGCGGCAGGCGGCCGACUUCGCGGAGCAGUUCCGCUCCUACUCGGAGAGCGAGAAGCAAUGGAAAGCCCGCAUGGAAUUCAUCCUGCGCCACCUGCCCGACUACCGCGACCCGCCCGAUGGCGGCGGCCGUCUGGACCAGCUGCUGUCCCUGUCCAUGGUGUGGGCCAACCACCUCUUCCUGGGCUGCAGUUACAAUAAAGACCUUUUAGACAAGGUGAUGGAAAUGGCUGAUGGAAUUGAAGUGGAAGACCUGCCACAGUUCACUACUAGAAGUGAAUUAAUGAAAAAGCAUCACAGCUGAGACAGAAGAUAAGCCGAUUUCCAUCAGCUACAGGCUUACAGAGGGGACCGAUGAACUGGACACUGACUACAUAGCUCUUGAGACUUCCAGAAUUGCCAACAGGAAGAUGCAGGUGGAGUGAGAAAGUCUGUCUCAAUUGGCAUUUUCAAAAGUCUUCCUCGUUCCAGUAGCUGUCACUGUAAAAAUAUGCAUGGGUAUUUAUGUAUUUAUAAAUCAUGGCAUCUAAGAUGAGCUCAACAACGUUGUACAAGCCAUAAGCCAUCUUUCCUUUUUUUUUUUUAUAAGUGCCAAACUUCUUAUUCAAAUGCUUUUUUUUAUAAAUAUUGAUGUAAUAAUGGCACGUAAUAAUUUUAUAGUUUAGAUUUUUCUACAGUGUGUGUGUAAGCGUGGUUCUGUUUAUGGCUUUUUUUUCCCACUGAUGCAAACCAGAUCCUUUUAUUUCCUUCUGCCAACCUGAAGUUUGUCUUGUAUCCAUACCCUGCUGGUACAGAGUAAGUCUUUUCAUAGGAAAUGGGAAGCAGAUCACGUGCCUGAGGUGCGCGCCGCCUGAGGGGAAGAGGCAGUCUACAGAGCAGCAUCUGGCCUUAGCUGUAGAUUCCGUGGGGCUCCUGGCUGCUGACUAAAGCCCGCUCCCCCGCCCAGGAGGGUACCUGAGGCUCAAGUUCCGACUUGAGGAACCACCUUACAUAUAUACUUUUUAACAAAUACUUAAGAGUGUGAUCCUCCUUAGCUGUAAAAUUGGAGACUGUUCCCCCUUGAA